AAAACUCAACAUUUUCGUCCCAAAUUUCUUUGUAACCUUAGAUCGGACCUUUAGAUACGUUUUUCUGGACAAAAACAGUUUUCCGGCGACCGGAGACUAACGGCGUUAGGGUUCUGAUAGUCAGGGUCCAUUGGUGGCCAAUAUGUUAAUAGUUGGGACUACCGGUGGUUAUUUUUGAAGUUAGGACUGUUGGCGACCAACGACGAAUAGGUGGAAUUAUUAAAAUCCAAUAUUCCAUUACUUAAUUAUUAUUUUAUUACUAAAUAUUACUAUAUAAUUAUGCAUAUUUAUUGUGGCUGUUAUUCUCCCACGCUUACGGGGGUAUAUAUCCAAUCUUCAAUCAAACUUGCAGCCCAUUUCCUCUAUUUUUCUGUUUUCGAAAGCACCAAGAUGACAUCUUUGCUCCCAAAUGUUCAUACAAAUCUUGUCAGACAUCACUCAAUUACUCCAUCACAGUUCAAUCACACAUUUCCCAUUGGUUCAUCAAACACCCAAAUCCGAAAACAAGAAAGAACUCUUCCCACAUUAAUCGUCCACUGCAAUCUCUCUUCUCCACCCAAAUCCAAAGAAGAAGCCAUAAAGCAAGCCAAAAUCUGCCUCACAUCAACCUUAGAAAAACCCCUAAACAACCCCAAACUCACUGCUGGCAAGCUCAAGAAACUAAAACAACCAAGAUUCCGUGUCGAAAUCCCGGUCGUUGACGACUCACCGAAUUCGUUAACUCAACUUGCACUCCAAGUGUUCGAUGAAAUGCCGCUGAAAAGAAAAGGGUCUAAAGUGAAAGUAUUGAUCAUAUGGCCUACUUCUACACUAACAGAAGCUGCUAAUGAAUUAUCAUUUGAGUCUGUUGAACAUGUUGAUGUUAGUUCAUUAACGAAUGUGGGAGUGGGAGAUAGUGUGGGCAGGGUUUUGAAUUCUGCUGAUGUGGUGGUGUUUUUGACACCAGAAGCUUCACAAGUGGAAGUGAUGGAGACGGUUACCAAUGGCGUGUAUCCGAAGCCCGUGGUGAUGUUCAACCCCAGGUGGAGUUAUGAUGAUGAGGAGAGUAAUCUGGGUGGUUUUACGGACUUUUUGGGAUCGUUUGAAGUUGUUUAUUCGUUUAUGGGAUUAGAGGUUAGGGGACUGUUGAGUAAGAGAAAUGGUGUGGUUUUUAAAUGUGUUAGGGAUGGGGUUUUGAGUGGUGAGAUGUGGAGUGUGUUGGUUGAAGAAGAAGGGGAGUUGAAAGUGGUUUCGAGGUUUAAGACACGACCUUCGAUUGUUGAAGUUGAGAAUGUAUUGUAUAAUUUGAUGGCUAUUAAUUCUCCAAUUACUAAGUCUGCAAAGUUCUUGAAAGGAUUGGUUUCUAAUGUAACCGGAAAAAAGACCUGAUGAAUUUAUCUGAAAAAUUGACACAUUUGGUCCAUAAUGCCCGAAGCUCAGGAAUUGCAAUAUCUAACCUUGGUUUUGCUCUGAUUUUAAAAUGGAUAACAGCAGCACAUUCUGCGUUCUCUAUGCUUGUAUUCUCUUGAUACGCAAGGCCUAACAUAUGCUAGAAAAGAUCAAUGAUAUAUUGAUGUGAACAUACCCAUGAAAUGCUAUCAAACCUAGCGGUAAUGUUCCUAAUUGCCACAACUUAAGAUACGACUUCAAAUUAUCAUAAGAAAACAUGCUAUUAGAGUUCUUUAAUCUUUUCUUUUGUCAUUUUUUUUGGCUUGAAUAACUUACUCUUCAAGCCAGCACUGGUAAUUUUGACUUAUGAUUGUAUUUCUCCAAACUUCAAGAUCAAAUAUGUUCAUACCGUACGCCCACACACAUUCUUUUGCACUGAUUUUUUUUUAUCUUUAGGAUGAGAAUAGUUCAAGUAGCUUUUGAACUGUUUUGACGUUUCAAGUUUAUCCCCACCUUUAGGCCAUGUGUAGUCAUAAAGCCCCUUUGGGGGCGUUAUGCGACAAGUGGCACGCCACGUCAUAGAGGGCUUUAUGGGGUGUUAUAUCACUAAAGCGCGUAGUCAUAAAGCCCCUACCUCAUCAUUACUCAAUUAAUUAAUUUUCAAUUUUUUAUAAUUAAUUUCUAACUUUAUAAAAUUAAAAACCAUUUCAUUAAAUUAAAAACAUUACACUAAAAUAAAAAAAAAAAAAACAUUACAAUAAAAUAAAAAAAACA
This is a messenger RNA of Helianthus annuus (common sunflower), 2142 nucleotides long. RefSeq lists its product as uncharacterized. Gene Ontology annotation, cellular component: chloroplast. Bases 280 to 1368 code for a protein of 362 amino acids. The transcript is spliced from 2 exons. Lineage: Eukaryota; Viridiplantae; Streptophyta; Magnoliopsida; Asterales; Asteraceae. The record is from RefSeq and is a predicted model, not a curated record.